Messenger RNA from Calypte anna (Anna's hummingbird), 1372 nucleotides. It is a transcript of the gene PUSL1, whose product is annotated as pseudouridine synthase like 1. Bases 319 to 1203 code for a protein of 294 amino acids. NCBI's taxonomy places the organism in Eukaryota, Metazoa, Chordata, Aves, Apodiformes, Trochilidae. The record is from RefSeq and is a predicted model, not a curated record. Gene Ontology annotation, molecular function: RNA binding; pseudouridine synthase activity. The transcript has 8 exons. Gene Ontology annotation, biological process: tRNA pseudouridine synthesis.
CUCCCCCACACCGGCAGAGCCUCCCGGGCCCAGGAGCCGCCACUCAACCUCCGCCCUUCAUUUCCCUCGCUGCCCGAGGAGAGCGGGACCAAACCUGGACGAGGCCGGAACUAUCAGCCGGACACCGUCACCUCGGCACUGUCGCCACUACCGGUGCUCUGCAGCCUGACAGGACCCGCCCAGCCCGGCGGAAGUGGGCGGGAAAGCGGCUGAGGAGAAGGCGCAGCGCCGUGCCCGGUGCUGAGGGGAGGGCGGGAAGGGCGGGAAGGGCUCUGAGGCUGCCCCGCUGCUCCCGUCCUAGGGCUGGAGGCGGGAAAGAUGUUUUCUUCCCGAAGCCGAUAUCUAGUGUUCUUUCAGUAUUUUGGCACUAAAUAUAGUGGGGUUAUGGAGACUUCGAAUGAUCAGGCAGUAGUUGGAGUCCAGAAUUAUUUGGAGAGGGCAGCACAGAACCUAAAACCCAUUGUUCCCAUUAAGUUCUGCAUCUCCAGCCGAACAGACACUGGUGUCCAUGCACUCUGCAAUUCUGCUCACCUUGACAUCCAGAGGGAACCAGGGAAGCCAGCUUUUCAGGAGAAACAGCUCAUCCACUGCCUUAAUAAACACCUCAAGUCUGAGCCAAUCCGCAUUUUGAAAGCCCAUCGAGUGACCGACGGGUUCCACGCGCGCUUCUCAGCACUGUCGAGAACCUACGUGUACCGGCUGCUGACAGGCUGUGCUCAUCCCUCUGAGAUACCUGUGUUUGAAAGGGACCUUUGCUGGGCUCCUCUGGGACACUUUAGUUCUCUGAACGUGCCUGCCAUGCAGGAGGCAGCACAGUUCCUGCUGGGAACCCACGACUUCAGCACCUUCCGCUCGCUUAACUCCAAAACACCUUUUCAGCCUCCAGUCAGAACCCUCCUCCAGGCAGACAUCCAGCCCUCUCCUGGUUUCCUGUCCCAUCACUAUGAACACAGGAAACUGGAGUUUUGGGAGGUGAAGUUCAGGAGCAGAUCAUUUCUUUACCGGCAGGUCCGAAGAAUGGUUGGGGCUCUCGUUGCAGUUGGCCAGGGAAAGUUAACACCUCAAGAUAUAAAGGAGUUACUGGAGAUAAAAGAUUCACAGGCUUUUCCAUCAUAUGCCAUGGCUCCUCCAUCUGGACUCUUCCUAAAAUCAGUGGAAUACAAUGCAGCAGAUUUGGAAAGUACCAUUUCUCCAGGAGAAUAGCAGUUCUGUGAGUUGUGUCUGAAGGACUGUUGUGGAUGUGAUGGAGGUUUGCCCAGCACUCCUUACAGAAUACAUGAUCUUGUCUCAAUAAAAAUCAUUGACUGUAGCCAUCUUCCUAUCAUUUGUCCUUGCCCUUUGAGACUGCCAAGGGAACAGGAAGAAUAACUCC